Messenger RNA from Aspergillus fijiensis CBS 313.89, 486 nucleotides. RefSeq lists its product as uncharacterized. The record is from RefSeq and is a predicted model, not a curated record. The annotation marks the transcript as partial. NCBI's taxonomy places the organism in Eukaryota, Fungi, Ascomycota, Eurotiomycetes, Eurotiales, Aspergillaceae. Gene Ontology annotation, molecular function: chitin binding. The transcript has a single exon.
GUCAGCUCAGAUGGUUUGUGCGGUGCCCUAUCAUCUUCUAAUGCCACCUGUACUGGUAGUACAUUCGGCGACUGUUGUUCGAUCAACGGAUACUGCGGCAGCACCUCCGACUACUGUGCCUAUAACAGUUGUCUGUCUGCAUUCGGGACCUGUGAUGCUGGCCCCACAGUUAGCGCAGAUGGCUUAUGCGGAGCGCUUUCUUCCUCUAAUGCUACCUGCGCGGGUAGCACCUUCGGUGACUGCUGUUCCAUUAAUGGGUACUGUGGAAGCACAGAGGAAUACUGCGGUAUUGGCUCUUGCGACUCGUCUUAUGGCAAUUGUGACACAGUGACGGUCAGCCUGGACGGAUUGUGCGGCUCCAUGCCAUCUGUUAACGCCAGUUGUGCGGGCAGCCAUUUUGGUGACUGCUGCUCUACGAGCGGCUACUGCGGCAGCAGCGACGCAUAUUGCGGAAUUGGUCAGUGUCAGUCUGCCUUUGGCAACUGC